Molecule: messenger RNA, 198 nt
Organism: Cavenderia fasciculata
Lineage: Eukaryota; Evosea; Eumycetozoa; Acytosteliales; Cavenderiaceae
Exons: 3
Coding region: 1-198 (65 amino acids)
Source: RefSeq, a predicted model, not a curated record
AUGCAAGCAGCAAUUGAAAAGUUACUCUCACAAGGAAUUACAAAGGUUGAAGUCGUCGACAAAAACGGUUCAUCACUUACAAAGUCUGAAGGUUUCGGAGGUUUACCUCAAUCUGAAAUCAAAACUAUUGUCAAUGAUUUAGAAGAUCCAUCAAAGGCAUCUGCCGUUAUUUUCCUUGGCCGAGAAUUGAUUGAUUGA